Molecule: messenger RNA, 785 nt
Organism: Erythranthe guttata (spotted monkey flower)
Lineage: Eukaryota; Viridiplantae; Streptophyta; Magnoliopsida; Lamiales; Phrymaceae
Product: FCS-Like Zinc finger 3
Source: RefSeq, a predicted model, not a curated record
UCUCUUUUUCUCUCUCUACAAUCACAGUUCUUCAAUCUCAUAUAUUUUUCGUAUACAAAAAAUCCACCACCGCUCUCCGCCGCCGUCAACCACCAAUUCCUCCGCCGUCUUCGAAUUAAGGGUAUGGGCUCAUCGGCGUACUACUCCGGCUGCGAAUACGACGAUUACGAACCCCAUUUUCUCGAUUGCUGCUCCCUCUGCCGACGACCACUCAGCCAAAACAACGAUAUCUUCAUGUACAGAGGGGAUACGCCGUUCUGUAGCCAAGAUUGCAGGCAAGAACAGAUUGAAAUCGACGAAGCGAGUGAGAAGAAAAUGAAGCAGCUUUCUUCUUCGUCGAAGAGAUCUAACUCGGCGAGACAAACAACCUCGGAAUCUGCUAAAGAAUACGAUGCCGGUAAAUCUGUACGGAACGGCACGGUGGCCGUGGCUUAGAAAUUUCCCAAAAUAAAAAAACAAAUCUUUUUUGUCGAGAACAAAAAAAAUGGAUUGGAAAAUAGUUUGAUCUGUUGAAGAAAAAGAAAAAAAAAAAAGUGGGGAGAAGGAGGAGGAGAAGAGAGGGUACAUCCCUACAAUUUUGAUUUUUUUUUUUUUUUAAUUACUAUUUUACAUUUGUGAUUUUCUUUUUUUCUUUUUCUUUUUUCUUUUUAAUUUCUUGAAAAUGGCAUCUCGAUAUUGUCAAUAUGAUAAAGAGGAUUGAGUUGUCUUCUAAUUGAGAUGCCAUUAGAUGUAAAUCUUUGUUCAUGUAAUGGAAUUCUCAAAUAGUUAAAAAAAAAAAAAUUAGC